AUGUGUUCCAAGGGCUAUUACUUUUUGGAUAGAUUAGUGUUCCGUUAUUGUAAAAAUGGAGGCAGUAGCGCGCCUAUAAGAGAGUGGAUGCAGAAGAACUUAAUCGAUUUCUCCAAGAAGAACCCACAGCUCAAGGUCGAGACACAGUAUUUACCAAAUCGUCAUCCCAUCUUGAUUGCUGAAUACAAAAAUGGUCAGAGCCGCCAAGUUUGCGUUAAGAAUAUGUCUCAGAAAGAAAUUUGGGAGCAUGUGAAUGACCUGCGGAACACAAAUGGGAAGAAGGUGACGAAAGUGGAAAAGAAUGUUUAUCCACACUGUGAAUCAUUUCAGGGCAAGUUUGACGACUCUCUUCAUAUUGGUUCCAUCCAUAUAAAACAAGUAUUUGAAUAGUCCUUU
This is a messenger RNA of Blastocystis hominis, 396 nucleotides long. RefSeq lists its product as hypothetical. Gene Ontology annotation, biological process: mitochondrial translation. NCBI's taxonomy places the organism in Eukaryota, Bigyra, Opalinata, Blastocystidae. Gene Ontology annotation, cellular component: mitochondrial large ribosomal subunit. The coding region runs from base 1 to 390 and encodes 129 amino acids. The record is from RefSeq and is a predicted model, not a curated record. The transcript has 4 exons. Gene Ontology annotation, molecular function: structural constituent of ribosome.